Messenger RNA from Cordyceps militaris CM01, 2046 nucleotides. Its product is annotated as Heterokaryon incompatibility. NCBI's taxonomy places the organism in Eukaryota, Fungi, Ascomycota, Sordariomycetes, Hypocreales, Cordycipitaceae. The record is from RefSeq and is a predicted model, not a curated record. The transcript has a single exon. Bases 1 to 2046 code for a protein of 681 amino acids.
AUGCCUCUUUGCCCCGUCUGCAGCGCGAUUCCGUUUCGCCAUCUUCCGCCCUUCCCCGAACCACAGCAUAGCCAAGGUCUGACGGGUCUGCAGCAUGUCCAUCCGCUUUACCGGCUGAGAGAGUUCCCGCGCGACCCUCGGUCGUCCAGCGUCCGGCACCAUGCAAGCGCCGAGGCUCUGCGGGACGCAGCGGCGGCGGGAUGCGACCUCUGCGCACUGAUCCAGGACCAGCUGGAUCGGAUACUGUCCGAGAUUGAGGGCCAGGACGAAGACAUCCGGACACUGUGCAGGCCCUCGUACCAACCUGCCGUUGACUUGUGGCUAGUGCAGCGUCCAUUUGGCGGCCAGGGCUUCUGGGUCCUGUCCGAGUCUGUGCAAAGUCGGGACGAGAGAGAGAUCAUCCCGAUUGCUGCAUUCGGGUUUGCCGUGGCAGGUGGUAGGACACAGCCCCAUCCGUGGAAGAGAGUGGAGAAAUCCUUACUGAUGAAUAAAGAUAAAUCCCUGGCUGAUGGGUUUCAUGCUCCAUUGGUGCAGCAGGACCCUCGAGCGGGUGCUCUUAGAGAGCUGCUCAAGUGGGAUUCGGAAUGCGAGCAAGAACACGAGUGCUGCCAAGCCCCCGGCGCCGUUCCGCGCCAUUUAAUCGAUGUGAGCCGCUCCGAAGCCGAGGGCGUCGUAAAGCUUGUUCAGUUGGACGCGGAAAGCGCGGCAAGAUACACAGCCCUCAGCUACGUACAGGACAACAGCAUCGAGGGCCCUUGGACGUCCAACCACCAGGCUGAGACAGACGAAAUGCUCACCACCAGUCUUCCUCGGAUGUUUCAGGAUGCUAUCCUGGUUACUCGCGUCUUGGGUAUUCGAUACACCUGGAUUGAUCAGCUUUGUGCUCCUGAAGAUGCACCCGAGCGGGAAAGAGAUUCCGCGGGGUUUCGCUCCGUGUACGAAAAUGCACAUUUGACAAUUUCAGCCACCGGCGCCGACAAGAUGGCAGACGGACUCUUGUUCUCCCGACCCUUGCGAGCUUCUGUCCAGAUACCGGACCCAGGCCUCACGGGACCGACCUACAUCUCCAUCCUACCACUGCGCAAAGAGGUGCUUCAGAGCUAUAUCGAGAUGGCAGAAGAGCCCAUUUCUAGAAACAUCUGGUCCUUUCAGGAGCGUGUGCUGUCGCGACGCGUCGUACACUUUGCGAGAGACCAGCUGUUUUUCGAAUGCCUUGGCCAUUUUCGGUCCGAAGAUGGUCGCGUUCAAGAAGGACGAUGCUACACAACGGUUCCACGUCUGACUUCCGGACCCGACUACCACCGCGAACAUACCGUCACGGAUCGGUGGAAUCUGAUCGUCCGGGCGUACGGGAAGCGGCAGCCCACAGCACCGUCUGACAAACUCCGGGCGCUGUCCAACGUGGCAAGUGCAUUUCAGCAACUGCUUGACGACGAGUACGUGGCUGGGUUUUGGAAAAAGACCCUUGUAGAGUCUUUAUGCUGGCAAUCUCACCGUUGCAAACCGCUACGUGACACGAGCGCCCCAUCGUGGUCCUGGGCGAGUGUUGACGGCAGCGUGGAUGUCGGGUUCAGAUCCAGAUCCGUCCGCCCCGAAGCGACCAUUACCGCUAUCCAGGUGACGCUCGAGGACGCCGCCCAGCCGUUUGGAAACGUCACCUCGGCGUCCAUUGUGCUCGAGGCUCCCACGUUCCCUCUGACGCUGGUGGACCAAGACGGCGCGGAGGGGCGCCACAUGUGUCUGCGGACCGAGAACGGACACCCACGCGGGUUCUUUGCCGGGUUCGACGUUAUUGACCGGCGCCACCAGGUGUCGGCAGCAAGCAUCCGGAACAGCAAGGUCUUUGCGCUGGUGCUGGCGGAAACGCGGAGGAACGUAUGCGCCAUUGGAAGUUGCCAUGCGGCUGUUGGUGUCGUGGGAGUCAUUGCCAGCCCGGUCGAUGCUUGUGGGACCGCGAUGAGGCGUAUUGGGUCGUUUACGACGGUGCCGGAUCGAUUUGGCCCUGGCAACUUGUCGAGCUCGCGGACAACUAUAGUCUUAGUGUAG